Molecule: messenger RNA, 2167 nt
Organism: Micropterus dolomieu (smallmouth bass)
Lineage: Eukaryota; Metazoa; Chordata; Actinopteri; Centrarchiformes; Centrarchidae
Gene: cyb5a
Product: cytochrome b5
Exons: 5
Coding region: 203-613 (136 amino acids)
Cellular component (GO): membrane; intracellular membrane-bounded organelle
Molecular function (GO): heme binding
Source: RefSeq, a predicted model, not a curated record
UCUUGACGGCGUGACCGAUCACCCCUGAAAGUUGGGACUGUUGUUGGAAGGAACUGGGUUAAAUGUCGGUGUGUUUGUGCGGAGUCACGGUGCUGACAGGCUCGGGGGGGAUUAUAUAACCACGGACACGCUGUGUAACGACUCCUGGCGGCUUUUCUGCGGGUCUUUACUUUCAAACUGUCGGAAGAUCUCAGGGACACAAAUGGGUGAGAAGGAAGAAAAGUGCCCCGAUGGAGUCAAAUACUACAGACUGUCAGAGAUCGAGGAGCAGAACACUUUCAAAUCAACCUGGAUCAUCAUCAACAACAAGGUCUACGAUGUCACCAAGUUUCUGGAGGAGCACCCCGGAGGUGAGGAGGUGCUGAGGGAGCAGGCGGGAGGAAACGCCACAGAGAGCUUCGAGGACGUCGGACACUCCUCCGACGCCAGAGAGAUGGCCAGCACGAUGGUGAUCGGCGAGCUGCACCCGGACGACCGACACAAGAUCGCCACGCAUGAGGAAAACCUGCUGACCACUGUGAAGGAGGAGCCCAGUUGGUGGUGUAACUGGUUGAUUCCCGUUGUGGUAGCGGGCAUCGUCACGAUGGUGUACCGCAUCUAUUGCAGCGAGUGACAUCAUCAGUCAUGCAGCUGUGACGUCAUCAUUGGGCACUGCAGCCAAUUACCUCAGCUUCGGAUUGACAGCUGCACCAGCCAAUGGCAGCGCAGACUGGCUGCUGCAGACCAACAACCAUCCAAUCGCUGUUCUGGGAUCACUCUCUCUACGCUGGCCCUCUCCUGUCGCAGCACUACAAUUCCCAAGAUUCAUUUCAUGCUCUUUAACCAACUAAUCACAUGGCAUUAUGUUAAUGAAGACAUUUUUAAUAUGUAUGUUUUAUAAAAUCUUUAUGAUAUGAAAUCUUGUAGAAACACAGUGGAUGUAUAAUUUGCUGCAUGUUUUUAUAUCUUUGUAACUGGAUGUAAAUGAAUUUAUAAUCAGCAGCUAACAGAGCUCCAAGAUGUCACUACAGUCAUGUGACUGACUGUCUUGAAGGAAAUGUAUGAAGUUUUUAACCACCUGGGUGCUGUUAUAAACGUACAGGUGUGUUUGGAUUCAUAUAUCUUUUAACAUUCUUUCCCAAAUUCCCGCUUUUGAUCGUUUGGUUAUUCAAAAUGUCUCAACUUUCUUUAUCUCUGCAGUGAAUCUGUUGGCAGCAGAGGCACCAGAUUAUCUUUUUAUUAAUGAAAAUGACAUAAAUCGAUCAUCUGGUCACUCUGUCGCCUGUGUGACGCUUUGAGCAACCAUUAACUGAGCUGCAUUUACAUCUGAAGUCAGACUUUCCUGACCUUUUCUGACCUGUGAUCACCUGCUGGGACUCCGGGUCAUGAGCUGUUGAACUAGAGGGGAGCGUCUUUUUAUAAGCCUGAAGUGGUCAAAUGUUCCAGUAAUUAACAAGGUUAAAAGAAAAGUGCACAUUAGCCAUCAUGUCAUUAAUGAUCUCUUGACUCCAUUAUUGACUCCUGAAGUUACACAAAACUUUUGUUUCAAGAGAAUUCAUGUGAAAGUCGAGGUACAGUUUAUUAGGAAAGCACCGAUCUGACUUUUUGAGUCCCGAUACCAAGACCUGGGCUUUGGGUAUCCACCGAUGGUGAGUAUUAUAGUACUGUUUCCAGUAUAAAAUUAAUAAUGUAUUGGGAAUCAUGUUCUUUAACGUGAAGCUUCUGGAGGUGCUUUUCUCGUCAUUCUCGUACUCAGUUGUUGUAGUUGUAAUGAAACUGGGCACAAUAAAAACAGAACAACAGAAGAGGUGCAAAAGACCCCAAGAAUAUUCAAAAAAAGAUAAAAAUAAAGUACUGGAACUAGCCGUGCGUGUUAAAAAAGGCACGAUGAUUGCUGACAAAUCCUGUGGAUGAACAUUUAAACGUGUAUUUUGAACCUGCUUCUAAAUAGUUAAUGAAAUGAUCUUGAAACAAAAGUUAUGUUGAACCCAGAAAACUGAAAGUUGUACGAGUUUUAACCUUCAUGUCGAGAUCAAACCUGGCAGCUGUUUCUCUCGGAGCUGCAGGUAAACCGGUAGAUGCGGCCAGUUAGUUUGGGAUUCUGCACCCUGAUGAUGCUUUCUCACCUGUUCACCUGUCAGAGCUGCACAUUCCUAAAUAAAUCUGCGUUUCACAGAAUCACCACAAA